CGCCAUCACUUAUGAGGCUCUUGCUCUGUGCUCGGGCAAAGGGACAGAUGGCCGUUAUCCUUGUCAUCGCACUCUUAAAAUUGGAGUGCUUUCAUUGGCUGAAGCUUCUGGGUUCAGUUAUAUUAUCAAAACACCUACUCUUAACAUCGGUCAAAACUAUGACUCCCAUGUUUAUUGUCGGCUGUUUAUGCAACUUUUUCAUGCUGAUGGCCGUUGCGAAAUUGCCUUUAGUUAUCUUUGUAGCCAGCGGAACGCUCUUGACGGCAACGGUCGCCACCCUAUUUACCUUAAUCGACCCGUCUGUAACAUGCUGGGCCUUCGGUUUCCCAUCCACGAUUCUUAUCGUGUUCGGCGCUGACUUCGUAUACUCCUCCGGUACAAUUUUCAUUGCCAAAACCUCGUUCCCACGCGAACACGGCGUAGCCAAAGCUCUAUUCCAAACUAUGACACAAAUCGGCACCGCAUUCGGUCCAGCUAUGUCCACAAUCGUGUUCAGUACUGUAGUUGAUGAUUAUAGGUCUUCUGAUAUGAGUUUCUGGGAGGUUGAACGUUGAAAGUUUGGUUGUUCCUUUUAAGACUAUGCUACAUAUGGGAGACUGCUUAAC
Suillus subalutaceus is the source of this 605-nucleotide messenger RNA. RefSeq lists its product as uncharacterized. NCBI's taxonomy places the organism in Eukaryota, Fungi, Basidiomycota, Agaricomycetes, Boletales, Suillaceae. The record is from RefSeq and is a predicted model, not a curated record. The transcript is spliced from 4 exons. Gene Ontology annotation, cellular component: membrane. The coding region runs from base 12 to 554 and encodes 180 amino acids.